UCAGACAAGCCAGCUUCUGCUACAGCUGCUUCUGCCAUGUAGUAAUGCUUGUUUAUAGCCCAGCAGCCCACCCUCGCCACGUCACGAGUGCCUCUCACCCUCAUCCGCAACAUCAAUCGUUUCUUUAAAGAUACACAAGUUCGUGUAGCCACCAUCCCAGACUCCAUCUGCAUAUCAAACAACUUCCACUUAAGCAGUUUAAAGGUCUAUUUUAAGCGGAGUGCAACGCAGAUUAAAAUUGGUUUUGAAGUAAGGCGUAAGACAAAGGUCCGGACAUGCGUUGUGUUUGAGGUGGGUGGAGUGCGGAGGACAUGGGGCGUGCCGGUUUGGCCCUGGAGCCUUGGGUGGGCAAUGAGCAGCCUCAGCAGCUCAGUCCAGUUGUCUUUGAUUUAUUGCCGGCAUUACCGCGAGCGGUAUGUGGCCGGCUUUUAGCAGCUUUUCACUAGUCUUGCACAACUGACUCGCAUUGAGUAUUGGCCAGACUUGCUUACAGCGCAUUACCCCGAUCAAGCUUUUCUCAGUGGCUACCAGAUACUGAUCUAUCAAGGACAAAGAACAUAAGAGCGAGAAGUGAAAGAAAAAAAGAAGGCCACAGGCGGCGCCACGCUCCUGCUUGUUUGCGCGCAGCCCGUAGGGCUGUGGCGCAUUCCUUCCAGGCAAACAGGAUUUCAGCAUGCCAGAACUCAUGCGAUUAGACCGCGAUUUCUUGCGUUCAUUAGCCGGGCCGGAGCUCGGUCCUUGGAUCAGAGCAGCAUCAACCAAUGCAGCAGCAAGCGCUUAGUACACCAGCGACAGCAGCGGCAGAGGAGCGGCCCACACCGGGCGAGUCCAGAGGUUUGUGGUGUCUGUGCAGGGUCCGCGGCCGGCCGACAAAUGGGAUGUGCCGCAUUGUAUUUGAGCGUAUUAGUACUUUUUUCCCGUUUAGUCCAUGGCACUGGGUGACAGGCCCCCGGCUGGUGCCCGGGUCAACAAACUUCCGGAGGGUCCCGGGUGAACAAACCUUCCGGCUGGUGCCCGGGUGAACAAACCUCCGGUUGGGCAUGCCGGGUGAAUAACGCCUCCGGCUGGUGCCCGGGUGAACAAACCUCCGGCUUAGCAUCCGGGUGAACAACUGCCGGCGUACACGGUACGCACUAACAUGCUCUAGCUGUGUGAUGCCUCAGAAUAACCGGCUUAUCAUCGGCAGCAGCAAAGAAUGGGUACAACGGGUCGGCGUGCAGGCGGCAGGAUCACCAGCUGCAGCGGUGCAACCUGCUGCAGCUUGCGCGGCGGGGUUCCCAGGGCGCAGCAGCAGCAAAGGCGGGGCAUAACGGGGCGGCGGCCGAGACGGGCGGUGGCUAGCGGGGGCCGAAGCCGCCACCGCCGCGACACAGUGCCGCUGUCGGCACGCUGCAGACUGAGAAAUCUAGGAACGGUGAGGGGGGUGAUGCUCAGGGCGGCGCCUGCGGGGUGGCUUGGCGCCGCCUGCUCUUGGCGGCGUCUGCGGGGCGGUUUGGCGCCGCCUAAGACUAGCAGCACCCCGCAGAUCGUAAGGCAUGGCUGGAGCUGAUGGUGGAACGGGGCAGUGCAGGCGUGGGACAUGCGGACGGCCGCAUUGGCGGGUCGGAGCAAACGCUGGGACGAGAGUCAGCUGCGGCUUGCGGAUUCGUGUAGGGGGGAUGUAUGGGCACGCAGGAAUGUGAAUGGGGGUAGUUGCUGCCCGGCGUGUUGAGAAGCCGGCCGGGCAGACUUUUGUGGGCGGCGGCCGUGACCGGCGCCGCCAGGCCGUGCCGCACGGGGGCCUAAACGGAGAUAGGUCUUUGCCCCGCGGCACGGCUACCAAGCCCCUCUUCUGUUUCGCUGCCUCCCGGAUAUUUGGAGCUUUGCCAUUUUGUUUGUGGAAAGGGACGGGCCGCGCAGGUGGCUGUAUGGGUGUGGCCCUUUUGAGACGGAUGACAUCCAGACAUGACGAGUAUGUGGCUGUACGGAGUGAGGUCAUGUGUAAGCGUUGCGUGGUGUGAUCUGGAAGGACCUCUUGUCUGCAGCCGACCAUCUCAAAGGUCUAUUUUAAGCGGAGUGCAACGCAGAUUAAAUUGGUUUUGAAGUAAGGCGUAAGACAAAGGUCCGGACAUGCGUUGUGUUUGAGGUGGGUGGAGUGCGGAGGACAUGGGGCGUGCCGGUUUGGCCCUGGAGCCUUGGGUGGGCAAUGAGCAGCCUCAGCAGCUCAGUCCAGUUGUCUUUGAUUUAUUGCCGGCAUUACCGCGAGCGGUAUGUGGCCGGCUUUUAGCAGCUUUUCACUAGUCUUGCACAACUGACUCGCAUUGAGUAUUGGCCAGACUUGCUUACCCACCCGCCCACCCUGCAAGUCUGUUUGGAAAGUGCCCGCUGGCGUUGAGGGGUCUUACUGUUGCAAUGGCGUUACUGUUUAUGCUACACAGUAUCCGGGGGGUAGUUGCUGCCCGGCGUGUUGAGAAGCCGGCCGGGCAGACUUUUGUGGGCGGCGGCCGUGACCGGCGCCGCCAGGCCGUGCCGCACGGGGGCCUAAACGGAGAUAGGUCUUUGCCCCGCGGCACGGCUACCAAGCCCCUCUUCUGUUUCGCUGCCUCCCGGAUAUUUGGAGCUUUGCCAUUUUGUUUGUGGAAAGGGACGGGCCGCGCAGGUGGCUGUAUGGGUGUGGCCCUUUUGAGACGGAUGACAUCCAGACAUGACGAGUAUGUGGCUGUACGGAGUGAGGUCAUGUGUAAGCGUUGCGUGGUGUGAUCUGGAAGGACCUCUUGUCUGCAGCCGACCAUCUCAAAGGUCUAUUUUAAGCGGAGUGCAACGCAGAUUAAAUUGGUUUUGAAGUAAGGCGUAAGACAAAGGUCCGGACAUGCGUUGUGAUGAUGAUGAUGUGUUACAGGGUUGGAAGUGUGCAUUCCUGAACCUGUAACGAGACUAACCG
This is a messenger RNA of Chlamydomonas reinhardtii, 2920 nucleotides long. RefSeq lists its product as uncharacterized. The record is from RefSeq and is a predicted model, not a curated record. The coding region runs from base 762 to 1022 and encodes 86 amino acids. NCBI's taxonomy places the organism in Eukaryota, Viridiplantae, Chlorophyta, Chlorophyceae, Chlamydomonadales, Chlamydomonadaceae. The transcript has a single exon.